Molecule: messenger RNA, 2103 nt
Organism: Pseudozyma hubeiensis SY62
Lineage: Eukaryota; Fungi; Basidiomycota; Ustilaginomycetes; Ustilaginales; Ustilaginaceae
Exons: 6
Coding region: 1-2103 (700 amino acids)
Biological process (GO): DNA-templated transcription; phosphatidylcholine biosynthetic process
Molecular function (GO): DNA-directed RNA polymerase activity; DNA binding
Source: RefSeq, a predicted model, not a curated record
AUGGAGUACAUCUGCGCCGACUGCGCCGCCACCAAUGAGAUCCGACCAAGGGAACCCAUCCGUUGCAGAGAAUGCGGUCACCGUGUCAUGUACAAGAAGAGGACGAAGCGUAUGUCUGAUGAAGAUGAAGGUGGAUUCCAGGUCCGUAUCGAAACAAAUGGAUGUCGAUGCGCUGCAUUGUUACAAGGCCGUGACGGCACGCCAUACGACAUACGAAAGACGGCUGUUACGUGCUUCUGCACGGCAGAUACCAGUGCAUCGGCUUGGUCAGACACGGCUGUGAUCGAUUCGCGCUGGAAGGCUGCCUGCCUUCGUUCGUCUUCGCUUUCAGUCAGUCUUCCAAUCCUCUCCCGAAUUGGACCGCAACGGAUUGUCUGGUGCGAAGCGAAGCUGCCAUCUGUGGCCUCUUGCUGGGAGCACACCGAAUGCUCGAUUCAUAUCGACUGUAUUGCCGUUGGGAAGGCAUUCUUAAUGAGAAAGAGGCGGGACGCCGUACCAACUCCUCCUCAUCCACCAUCUGCCGCUCCACCGCGAAGAGCCGCAAUCAUGGCAAGCGACACACUCUCCGUACCCGACUCUUCCUCCUUCAGCCACGUCGACAGCAACGGAGCAGUCGAGGGAGCCGACAUGCGACGCGCCUCUUCCACAUCUUCCACCUACUCGCACAUUUCCGACGCCUCCAGCUCCGGCGAUGCUCUGCGACCGACGCUCUCGCGCGCCUCGAGUCUAGCGUACUCGGACGAUGGAUCCGUAUCCACGCCCUCGUUCCGCACCAAUCAUUCGAGCGCAUCCGCGUCCAUGGAAGGCAUCGAUCUGCUCGGCACCUCCGGUACCGCCGGCGCGCUCCCCCUCAGCGACCUGUUCGAAACCUACUUUUCCCCACGACUCGAUCUCGCCGGUCGAAAGUGGUCCGCCUUCUCCGGAGACAUGAAGUCCCGCGCACGUCGUCGUCGCGAACAGCUCGUCCGCAAAGCCCGCUCCAAACGCGAACUUCAGCAGAUGGACGACGAACUUCAGAAGAUGCGUUCGCGCGUUUCGAAACGCAUCGAAAACCUGCAACAGAAGUGGAUGGAUGCAAAAGUGGUCCGUUUGCGCGAUAAGAUCUCGUUCGUCGUAGGGGUGUGCAAUCUGGUCGUCAGCUCGUUGGUGUUUGCGUUGAGACCGGAGCUCAUCCCGACAUUGUACUCGGUCUUGGCGUUGUACUUUUUGCCGUUGAGGGUUUGGUCGUAUACCAGCAGGAAGUGGCAUUACUUUUUAUUCGAUUUCUGCUACUUUUUGAACAUGGCGAAUCUAUUGUUCAUCUGGGUCUUUCCUCACUCGGAGUUCUUGUUCACCGUCUGCUACUGUGCGGCUCAUGGUCCACUGGCGUUCAGCGUCGCCACAUGGCGAAACAGCCUCGUCUUCCACUCAUUGGAGAAAAUGACUUCGCUGUUCAUCCACCUCUACCCUCCGUUCGUCUUUACAACGAUGGUACACUUCAUGCCUCACGAUCAAGCCGUGACUCGAUUCCCCGCCUUGAAAAACCUGACCACGUUGAACGGCUACACGAGUUUCUGGUUUAAUGUGACGAUCUACUUGAUCUGGCAACUAGUCUACUACGAACUCAUCGUCAUCCGCAAAAAGACCAAGAUCGAGACGGGCGAACGCAUCAACUCGUACUCGACCAUGAGCAAGGGCAAAGGUCCCGUCGCCAACCUCCUCGGCAAAGCACCGCCCAAACGUCGCGAACCCGCGUUCAUGCUCCUCCAGUUCGUCUACACCAUCAUCACCACCCUCCCCGCCCCUCUGCUGCUCUACCCGAACCGAACCGCUUCCGGCGUGUUUUUCGCCGGCAUCUUUGUCAUUAGUGUUUGGAACGGUGCGAGUUACUACGUAGAGGUGUUUGGGAGGAGGUUCGAGAAGGAGCUGGUGCAGUUGAAGGGAGAGUUGGAGAUGAUUCAGGCGCAGGAGAAGGUGGUGGCGGUGGGGAAGAAGGGCGAGGCAAAGGCGGAGGACUUGGGGAGGGAGGAGGACGCAGAGGGAGAGGGAGAAGAGAACGAGGAAGAGGCGGCGGCAGCGGCUAGUGGGUUGCCACAGGGUGGCGAGGAUAAGAAGGAUCAGUGA